AUACAAGUCACUAAUAAUAUACCAUUUUACAACCCUAUGUGUACUUCACUUUGUAAGAGAAAAUAUAUAAAAGAUAUUGUAUAAAGUAAAACGAGUAAAACUACAUGUAAAAGGCAACGUAAUGUAACAGAACACGAUGUAUCAGGGCUACUAUAGUACAAUACGGCCCUGACUAGAACAUAACAUACCAAUGGGCGUCUGAUCACGUGAGGAUCAUGCGGGGCAGUACUGUUUACAUCCCCUCUAUCUUUAACGCAUUCGACACCGGUGACUCAGCAGAUGAGUCACGCAACAUCUCACUCGUUUAGCCCCUGACGCAGUAUGUGGGUCAUGUAUAGAGAUCGGUAGUAAUGGUCAGUUCUCAGAGAGCAAUGGGAACAUUUAUACUGUUGUAAAAUACAGUGCAGACUAAGGUGAAUAAAAAGGUAGAACUGCUAUUGGUUUGAAGAUCAAAUAAAGGAUGGAUAAACCAGGACCGUCGAUGUGUCAAAUUGUAUACAGUGAUGAAAGCGAAGACUCUGUAUUGGAAAAUGACACAAAAAGGCAAAAAGUCUCUGUUACUGUAUACGACAGUGACGAUAUUGAAAUCAAUUGGCAUAAAAAUAGAUAUAAAAAUUACUUAGAAACAGACGAUGAAGAUGGUGAACUAAUCUCUGAAGAAAUAGAUGUAAGUGAGAGCAGUAUCGAAUCAGAGAGCAUAGAAGUAAAUGAAUUUCUUGAAGACAGUACGGAUGAUAGAGAAUGGAUGCUUCAGGAUAAGUUGAAAACAUUUGUUUUCAAACAAAAUAAUGGUUUAAAAUAUUCACCUAAUGGAUUGGAUCCUAUUAAUUUCUUUGAAUUGUUGUUUGAUACAAACUUCUUUUUGAAUACUGUCAUAGAAACAAAUAAAUAUGGGAAGACUAGGGGAGGUGAUCAAUGGAAAGAAUUAACAGUGCGAGAAUUAAAAAUAUUUCUAGGUCUACUAUUACAUAUGGGUACAAUUAAAUGUCCGAAAUUACAAAACUAUUGGAGUACUCAGAGACUGUUUAAUUUCACUUGUUUCUCCCAACAUAUGAGCAGGAACAGAUUUCAAGAAAUAUUACGUUCUUUGCAUUUCUCUUCGGAUAAUAGACCCAAUAAUUGUAUGAAUAAAAUAGAACCAAUUAUUGAUUAUUUCAAUGAAAAAAUGAAACAACUCUACUAUCCGCAAAAAGAACUAAUAAUACAUGAGACACUAGUUCCUUGGAGAGGCAGAUUAGAUAAUAUUUCUCGAAAGAUGCAUAAUUGUAUCAAAUUAUAUGUUUUAACAGAGGGUUCAGGAAUAACUCUUCGAAUUAAGACAUAUAAAGGAAACAAUGAUGAUACAAAUGGAACAAAAUAUGCAGCAAAAAUAGUUGGUUAUUUAUUAGAAGAUUUUCUGUACAAAGGACAUUCUGUUUAUAUGGAUGAUUUUUUUACCAAUUUUGAAUUAGCCAAACAACUGCUUGAUGCCCAAACGUAUUGCACAGGCACCUUACGAAACUUCCGAAAGGGAAAUAAUAUAAAUGUUGUUAAUAAAAAGCUUGUAGAAGGGGAAAUGAUAUCUCGUCACAAAAAUAAUAUUAUAAUGAGUAAAUUUCGAAAUAAAAGAGAAGUUUUGUUUAUCUCGAGUGAAUUUGUAGCAGACUUUAUAGAGUUGGAAAAUAAAAGAAAAAAGAAAUAUAAAGAGCCCUUAGCAUUACACAAAUAUAAUGCAUUUAUGGAAAAUAUCGACAAAAAAGACCAAUUGUUAUCUUAUUACACUUGCAUCAGAAAUACAUUUGAACGGAAUAUUAAAUUAUGGAUAAAUAUUGUAGAAACGUUAUUGUUAAAUUCUUUUUUCCUAUAUUCAAAAUACUCGUCUUCUAAAAAGAAGAUACACUUUUUCGAUUAUCGCUUGAACAUUAUUAAUGCUUUCUUAUAUAGCAACAAUCAAGAAAAUAUACCUCUUGCUUUAAUACAACACGAACAUCUACCUGAAAUGCUUUCUAGAGAUGAACAAAAUAGAAUAAAACGAAAGAGAUGUAGACAGUGUUUUGCUAAUGGAUCGCGAAAAAACACUAAUUAUUUUUGCAGUGGCUGUAUGGAUAAUCCAGGUUUAUGUUUAGGGGAAUGUUUCAAGGAAUACCAUAAACGUUUAUUAUGAUGUUUCACAUUUUUUAUUUAUUACUUUUAAACCAUUUCUUUUGUAAUUAAAAUUUGUUACUAUAUGUGUAUAUCUAUAUUUUUGUAUAAUUAUCUCGUAUUUUUAAUGCACUCAUUAGGAUACAAUAAAAAUAUUAAUGUUUAUAUUUAUCAUAUACUUUACUUUUCUUUUUUUCUGUACUCUAAU
Messenger RNA from Hylaeus anthracinus, 2329 nucleotides. RefSeq names its product piggyBac transposable element-derived protein 4-like. The transcript has a single exon. Lineage: Eukaryota; Metazoa; Arthropoda; Insecta; Hymenoptera; Colletidae. The coding region runs from base 461 to 2143 and encodes 560 amino acids. The record is from RefSeq and is a predicted model, not a curated record.